UGAAGACGGACCGGAAGCGGCGUGAGUUUCCGAAGUCGAAUCACUAUUCCCGAAACAAACGCAGCACUUCAGUUGGUUUCUCCUGAAGAUACUACCACUUUCCACCCUUACUCGUUGUCUCAUUCAAAACCCUCGACUACUGCAUCUGUAGGUUGGCCUACUGCUUGGCUCAGACCUACCUGCCCCGCAUAGACAAGAUGUUGAGAACUGUUUCAGCACAGAUUUUGAGACAGAUGGUCAGGCACAGGAGCACAAGCACAAGCACAGAACCCAACCUCGUCCUUGAGAGAUCGGUAAACCGUGUACAGUUGUUAGGCCGUGUGGGUCAGGACCCGGUAAUGAGACAAGUGGAAGGUCGUAACCCCGUUACCAUCUUCUCUGUAGCGACCAAUGAGAUAUGGCGCUCCGGGGAAGGAGGAGAGGCAAAUACCCCAGGGGAUGUUAGUCAGAAAACAACAUGGCACCGUGUGUCAGUGUUCAAACCUGGUUUGAGGGAUGUGGCCUACCAGUACGUCAAGAAAGGGUCCAGAAUUCUGGUGGAAGGGAAACUAGACUAUGGAGAGUAUGUGGACAAGAACCAAGUCAGACGCCAGGCCACAACCAUAAUCGCAGACAACAUUAUCUUCCUGAGUGACAACGUCCGAGAAAAGGUCUGAGGGGCUGUUCUUACCGUCUUCACGUCCCAGGCAGGGAGAUCACUUCUUUUAAUAAACUACUCGCCCAGGUUCAUACAAAGGGACUGAGGAGGCAAGCAAGUCGACAGAACUGAAUUGUACCCACCUUAAGGGGAUGGACUGGUUUGGCAUCCCAUACUGAAAAAUGUCCUCCCGUUAUUUCAAAUUUUGGUUAUGUUGUAUCUGUAGGACCAUUAUCUAGAUAUGUCCCUUGUUGUGUACUCUCUACAAAGUUCUGUGUAUGUAGAUAAUGUUUGGAAACCAAUGAGGCACAGUUGAAAAACGGUUCAUAAAAAGCGGUGUUAAAGCGAUAUGUGGGGAGUUUUUGGAGGCUUUCAGAGUGAAUGUUUUUGAAUUGAAUGAGAAGGCCAGUGGAUGAAACUGAUGCAAGUAAUAUGGUGGGCUGUGUGGGACAAAUAUAUAAAGAAGUGCCGCCACACUUCCCAUCCAUGUUGCCUCACACUGUGGGACACAUCAUAGCCCUUAGAUUGGAUGCACAGUACAACAUUUUAAAAGAUUGUGAGCCUGACAAGUUCUCCCCUGACACUUGUUGAAUACGAGCAUGAACGUUACAUGGUCUCCUUACAGUGAGACUGUCAAUAACGGAAACCUUUGUGUAGUAUUAGGAAACACAGUUUUGGUCUGCGCUACCUGUGGGUGGAAGGCUGAUAAAGUAAACACAGUUGGUCAGACCGUGGCAUCAGAGUGCUUUACCCAGCAUGCCAGACUAGUGGCCAUACACACAUCUCUUUAUUGAAAGACGCAGCUGUUAAGUGAUGAAACUCGUCCAGUCCUUAAAUAAUGAAACUCGUCCAGUCCCCUUCACCAAAGUGUACCCAGUGUGGUUUUUCAUCGUGCAGGUUUUUCUGUUGCUGUCCCAAAGCCUACGACAUCAUCCUGUUUUUGAAUGUUCAGUGCCAUCGGGUCUUGCACUACUUGCACUUCCUACAGAAGACCCGGGGUCUAUCCAACCCUGUUUGGGAAUGGAGCUUGCUCAAAUUAGUGAAAUGUUCUGACAUCCAACAUGCCCUAAAACAGAAGCAAAUGUUGAGCGACACAUAUUUCUCCUCAGUCCUGACAAGUGUGUUGUAAUUUCCAGAUGAAGCUUGUUAAACUGUGCAUCAAAGAUUGAUCCUCAAGUAGUUGUCAUGCAUGUUUUCUUUCUUUGUUUUUUGAUCGGUUAUUUUUUUCCUGAAUACUCUUGGAAAUAAAGCUUUCUUCUAUCUAA
Messenger RNA from Lampris incognitus (smalleye Pacific opah), 1902 nucleotides. RefSeq names its product single-stranded DNA binding protein 1 (gene ssbp1). The transcript is spliced from 7 exons. Gene Ontology annotation, molecular function: single-stranded DNA binding. NCBI's taxonomy places the organism in Eukaryota, Metazoa, Chordata, Actinopteri, Lampriformes, Lampridae. The coding region runs from base 198 to 656 and encodes 152 amino acids. The record is from RefSeq and is a predicted model, not a curated record. Gene Ontology annotation, biological process: mitochondrial DNA replication; positive regulation of helicase activity. Gene Ontology annotation, cellular component: mitochondrial nucleoid.